CACAGGCGCUGUCUGGUGUUAAGAAGACCCCGUGGAGACAUUCCUAAACUCUUGUUGGCCAAGUUAUGUCGAGAAUGUGGGACGUCUGUCUCAACAUUUGUGUUUGAGCGGACUGAAGCUUCGACACUCGCUGCUGGCUGUGAAGCAGAGGAUGAGUCGAAUGGCGGACUUCACUUCCCCCGACUGACUCCACCCCGUUACACAGAGGGGGGAAACAAAGUUUCUCCCUCUUAAUUAAUUCUCUUUACAGAGCGAACGUUUGGCAGAGGAGUCUAAGAGAGAGAGUCAAGUUUAGUCGGGCAGAAACUUCGGUCCUGUAAUGACUCGCCGGUAAAAACGUCUCACAUCAUUUUUCAGCAUCAUGAAGCUGCUUUUCAGAGUCUCGCUGGGGUCACUGCUGGUAUUUAUUGUCCUACUCAAGAGCUCCCAAGCACAAUGUGUUCCUGACUGUGAGAGUCAAACACCAACAAACAUCACAGUCACCACAACUGAGAUUUCAACUUCACCAAACUGCAAUUUAUCUGUUGGCAAUCAGUUCAGUGGAGGUCCUGUGAUAAGUGAUCUGACUCCUGGGACUGUCUAUCAGAUAUUCUUCACAUGUUUCAACUGCUGCAAACAGGUCACAACGAAGCCUGAAGUCGUCAGUAAGCUCAUGGUUAUUAACACCACCACGUACUCGUUGUUUGUGCAGUGGACUAAACCAGAGGGAAUCAGCUCUUUUUAUACAGUGCAGUGGAUUGAUGGUGAACAUAACCGCACUCAGAAGGUGACAGAAACGUAUAUAAGUAUAACGCCACUGACUGCUGGAGUGAACUACACAGUUAGAGUGAUUGCUGUGGCUGAAGAUAACACAACCAAAGGUGCUGCGGCACAGACGUCAUCCUAUACACGACCUUAUAAUGUAAGCGAGCUGAGGGCAACAGGAAUCUCCACAGAUUCUGUGACUUUAGUUUGGGAGCAGCAAGAAAUCAAAUCUGACUAUUCGUAUGUGGUGGAGGUCACAAACGGCUCUUCCAGCUUUCAAUAUGAAGUUGUCACCAACACCACGUGCACGGUCACUGGACUGCUGAGUGGCACCAACUACAGCUUCACCGUCACCACACAAACACCAGAUGGCACCAAGGCAGCUCCUGUGACAGAAUCCUACUUUACACGGCCAUACAGUGUUACAGAGUUGAAGGCCUUCACCUUGAACACAACUGCUGUCUAUCUGAACUGGACAAAACCACUGCAGCACAAGGAUGACUAUAAAUACAGAAUCGAGACAUCGCAGUGUGACUCCCAAAACAAAACUGUGGCAGAUGAGUUCACAGUGAUUUCAGACCUUAAUCCUGGGACCAGCUGCACUUUCUGUGUUUUUGUCAAUGCACUUGAUGGCACUGAAGGACAAUCAGACUGCACCUCUCAAUAUACGAAACCUGGAGCAGUUUCUGACCUAGUAAUGUCAGGAACAACAACUACGAUGUCGGUGAGCUGGAGUCUGGCAGCAGGACAGGUGGACUCUUACGACGUCUUCCUGUACACAAACGACCAGCCGCUGAAAAACCAAACUGAUCUCAGCAAUACUACUAAGAACAAAGAGUUUCAGUACCUGAAGCCAGGACAGCUUUACUCUGUCUAUGUGGUCACCAAAAGUGGACCUCUGGCUGCAAAUUCCACCGUCUCCAAUGCAACUUUUCCAAACCCUCCUGGUCCAAUCACUGUGACAUCCCAAACCCCUCAGUCCAUCAACUUCACCUGGGCCUUUCCAGAGGACAUGGAUAACGAUCAGUACAACUUCACUGUUUUCAGUCUUCCAAAUCAGCAUUUAACCAAAAAUAACUGGUUCCUGCUGAAAGAUCUCCAGUCUGGGACACCAUAUCAGAUCUCUGUUUGGGUUGUUGCUGUACUUGAAUACCAAAGCACAAACGUGAUGACAACAAACUAUACCAGACCUUAUAAUGUAAGCGAGCUGAGGGCAACAGGAAUCUCCACAGAUUCUGUGACUUUAGUUUGGGAGCAGCAAGAAAUCAAAUCUGACUAUUCGUAUGUGGUGGAGGUCACAAACGGCUCUUCCAGCUUUCAAUAUGAAGUUGUCACCAACACCACGUGCACGGUCACUGGACUGCUGAGUGGCACCAACUACAGCUUCACCGUCACCACACAAACACCAGAUGGCACCAAGGCAGCUCCUGUGACAGAAUCCUACUUUACACGGCCAUACAGUGUUACAGAGUUGAAGGCCUUCACCUUGAACACAACUGCUGUCUAUCUGAACUGGACAAAACCACUGCAGCACAAGGAUGACUAUAAAUACAGAAUCGAGACAUCGCAGUGUGACUCCCAAAACAAAACUGUGGCAGAUGAGUUCACAGUGAUUUCAGACCUUAAUCCUGGGACCAGCUGCACUUUCUGUGUUUUUGUCAAUGCACUUGAUGGCACUGAAGGACAAUCAGACUGCACCUCUCAAUAUACGAAACCUGGAGCAGUUUCUGACCUAGUAAUGUCAGGAACAACAACUACGAUGUCGGUGAGCUGGAGUCUGGCAGCAGGACAGGUGGACUCUUACGACGUCUUCCUGUACACAAACGACCAGCCGCUGAAAAACCAAACUGAUCUCAGCAAUACUACUAAGAACAAAGAGUUUCAGUACCUGAAGCCAGGACAGCUUUACUCUGUCUAUGUGGUCACCAAAAGUGGACCUCUGGCUGCAAAUUCCACCGUCUCCAAUGCAACUUUUCCAAACCCUCCUGGUCCAAUCACUGUGACAUCCCAAACCCCUCAGUCCAUCAACUUCACCUGGGCCUUUCCAGAGGACAUGGAUAACGAUCAGUACAACUUCACUGUUUUCAGUCUUCCAAAUCAGCAUUUAACCAAAAAUAACUGGUUCCUGCUGAAAGAUCUCCAGUCUGGGACACCAUAUCAGAUCUCUGUUUGGGUCGUUGCUGUACUUGAAUACCAAAGCACAAACGUGAUGACAACAAACUAUACCAGACCUUAUAAUGUAAGCGAGCUGAGGGCAACAGGAAUCUCCACAGAUUAUGUGACUUUAGUUUGGGAGCAGCAAGAAAUCAAAUCUGACUAUUCGUAUGUGGUGGAGGUCACAAACGGCUCUUCCAGCUUUCAAUAUGAAGUUGUCACCAACACCACGUGCACAGUCACUGGACUGCUGAGUGGCACCAACUACAGCUUCACCGUCACCACACAAACACCAGAUGGCACCAAGGCAGCUCCUGUGACAGAAUCCUGCUUUACACGGCCAUACGGUGUUAUAGAGUUGAAGGCCUUCACCUUGAACACAACUGCUGUCUAUCUGAACUGGACAAACCCACUGCAGCACAAGGAUGACUAUAAAUACAGAAUCGAGACAUCGCAGUGUGACUCUCAAAACAAAACUGUGGAAGAUGAGUUCACAGUGAUUUCCGAUCUUAAUCCUGGGACCAACUGCACUUUCUGUGUCUUUGUCAGUGCACUUGAUGGCAGUGAAGGACAAGCAAACUGCACCUCUCAAUAUACUAAACCUGGAGCAGUUUCUGACCUAGUAAUGUCAGGAACUACAACUACGAUGUCGGUGAGCUGGAGUCUGGCAGCAGGACAGGUGGACUCUUACGACGUCUUCCUGUACACAAAUGACCAGCUGCUGAAAAACCAAACUGAUCUCAGCAAUACUACUAAGAACAAAGAGUUUCAGUACCUGAAGCCAGGACAGCUUUACUCUGUCUAUGUGGUCACCAAAAGUGGACCUCUGACUGCAAAUUCCACCAUCUCCAAUGCAACUUUUCCAAACCCUCCUCGUCCAAUCACUGUGACAUCCCAAACCCCUCAGUCCAUUAACUUCACCUGGGCCUUUCCAGAGGACAUGGAUAACGAUCAGUACAACUUCACUGUUUUCAGUCUUGAAAAUGAGCAUUUAACCAAAAAUAACUGGUUCCUGCUGAAAGAUCUCCAGUCUGGGACACCAUAUGAAAUCUCUGUUUGGGUCGUUGCUGCACUUGAAUACCAAAGCACAAACGUGAUGACAACAAACUAUACCAGACCUUAUAAUGUAAGCGAGCUGAAGGCAGCAGAAAUCUCCACAGAUAACGUGACUUUAGUUUGGGAGCAGCAAGAAAUCAAAUCUGACUACACGUAUGUGGUGGAGGUCACAAACGGCUCUUCCAGCUUUCAAUAUGAAGUUGUCACCAACACCACGUGCACGGUCACUGGACUGCUGAGUGGCACCAACUACAGCUUCACCGUCACCACACAAACACCAGAUGGCACCAAGGCAGCUCCUGUGACAGAAUCCUGCUUUACACGGCCAUACAGUGUUACAGAGUUGAAGGCCUUCACCUUGAACACAACUGCUGUCUAUCUGAACUGGACAAAACCACUGCAGCACAAGGAUGACUAUAAAUACAGAAUCAAGACAUCGCAGUGUGACUCCCAAAACAAAACUGUGGCAGAUGAGUUCACAGUGAUUUCAGGCCUUAAUCCUGGCACCAACUGCACUUUCUGUGUUUUUGUCAGUGCACUUGAUGGCACUGAAGGACAACCAAACUGCACCUCUCAGUAUACGAAACCAGAGGCCGUAAAGCCCAGAGUCACCAGUGACGGCUCAAACCACUCGGUUGUGGUGUCAUGGACACAUCCUAUGGGAAACGUAGAGCAUUAUGUAAUUCUUCUAAACGGCACCUCUGUGACCUUUCCGCCACAGAACCUAAACUCUAAUGCCACGUCCUUCUUAUUUAAAAAUCUGUCAGCUGGAAGCCUGUACAGUGUCGUGGUCUACACAGUUAGUGUACCCUUCUCUGUGCCAUCUGAAGUCAUCACUAAUGCAACUUUUCCGAACCCUCCUGGGCCAAUUGAGAUCCUAUUUAAGACAACCAGCUCCCUCAGCAUUAGGUGGGACGAAGCCCCUCUGAUGACAGAUACAUCGUUUCACUACCUAGUGACAAUUAUACCAUCGCAAGGACCCAUAAACACCACAAACACCACAAGCACCAGUCAUAAUUUUACCUCCCUGCUUUCUGGAACUUCCUACAAUUUGUCUGUGGUAACAGUGGGGCCUUUGGGCUUUAAAAGCCAUGAGGUUGAGACCUACAUGGUCACCACAAGACCAAACAGUGUGAAGCCCAUUAUCACUUCUACACAAGAAGACAGUAUCACACUCACGUGGGUCCAACCUAACGACUACAAGGAGGGCUAUCGUUACAGUCUGAUUUGGCUUAACUCAAGUGGGAGCAUCAUUGGCAAGGACACGCUUGUGGGCAAUGAGCGAAAAAUCAGCAAUCUGGUUCCAGGCAGCUCUUAUAACUUCAGUGUGACCACUGAAACCUCAGAUGGAACACAGGGUGCCUCAAAAUGGAUUUCCAACUGCACAAAUGCCAGUCCAGUGCCUGGUUUAAAAUGUCAAAUUCCAGCCGAAGGCAACGCGUCACUCAUCUUGUCCUGGAACAAAACCAGAGGCCUGAACUCUGGCUUCAACAUCACUGCAGUGAAUAAUGACACCAGCAUUACCCAACUGGCAAAUGCCUGUAAUCAGCUGUGCAGUCAUACAGUCUCCAACUUGAGCUACUACACGGAGUACACCCUGACUGUGGUGACGCUGAGCUGUGGACAGCCGAGUACUCCUGUGUCUCACAGCUGCAGAACAGGAAUUUCAAAGCCACCAAUUCCCCCAAAUUCUGGGUCAUUGAUGGAUGUGGCAGAGAAGGCUCAUGACAGGUUCACCAUUCAGAUUAAACCCAGCCUGCUGGAUGCACGCAAUGGGCCAAUCACCAAUAUUGGAGUGUUGGUGACAAAUAACAUCCAUGGUGUUAGCACAUCACAUUUUAAACAGUAUUUGGUGAAAACACACCAAGAAUGGACUGAUGGAAUGGCUGAUGCAUAUCUGGCAACCGUCACGGAAAACGGCUUCCAAUCCCGCAGCGGAGUGAGCCAGUUCACCAUAGUCAUAGGAGACUCAAAGAAAUGGAAGGGCUAUACCAAUGGUGCCCUGAAGUCCAAAGAAACAUAUUGGUAUGCCGUUGUGUUGUUCACCGAAUUGAAGUUGAAGAACGGCCUCGUGGAUGCUGACUUGUCGCUAGUCUCAAUAACAGAAUUUUUUUCUGUAGCACUCCCGCCUAACUAUGCUCUCAUUGGUGCUGCUGUUGGAGCAACACUGGGAAUUUUUUGCUUUCUUUUCGUCAUCCUCAUUGGCUUCAUCAUCUACCUGAAGAGGUUUUCCAAGAAAGAGUCUGCAGACAUCCAAAUUAAUUCCUUGAAAUCCAAAGUGAGUCUGGCUGUGAAGGUGGAGGAGUAUGAAGCCUACUACAAGCGACAGAAAGCCAAUUCCAACUGUGGCUUUGCCGAAGAGUUUGAGGAACUGAAGGUGGUUGGAACGGUUCAGUCAAAAACACACGCAAUGGCUAUGGAAAACAAGCCGAAGAACCGCUACAACAACGUGCUUCCCUAUGACUCCUCUAGGGUCAAACUGUCAAUAAUCCACGGGAGUCCAUAUGACGACUACAUCAAUGCUAACUACAUCCCGGGCUACAACUCCAGGAAAGAAUUUAUUGCAGCCCAGGGCCCUUUGCCAUCAACAGUCAAAGAUUUCUGGAGGAUGAUUUGGGAGAAGAACAUACAGACUUUGGUCAUGCUGACAGGUUGCAUUGAACAAGGAAGAGCCAAAUGUGACCAGUACUGGGAUUAUGGUACUAAACACUUUGAAAAUAUCACUGUGACAACAGUCUCUGAAAUACCACUUGAAGACUGGACCAUCAGGGACUUCAAUAUUAAAAAUUUGAAAACAGCAGAAACUCGCUCGGUUCGUCAGUUCCACUUCACAGCCUGGCCGGAUCACGGCGUACCAGAUACCACUGAGCUCAUCAUCAGCUUUAGACAUUUGGUCAGACAGCACAUGGACCAGUUUUCCACACAUGCUCCCACCGUGGUCCACUGCAGUGCCGGUGUUGGCCGCACAGGCACCUUUAUAUCCAUCGACCGCCUGUGUUUCCAGAUUGAACGAGAAAAUGUUGUGGAUGUGUUUGGCAUCGUCCAUGACCAGCGUAUGCACCGGCCCCUUAUGGUGCAGACAGAGGACCAGUAUGUGUUCCUGAACCAAUGUGCAUUGGACAUUAUCAGGUCAAGAACUGGAACCAAUGUGGAUUUAAUCUACCAAAACAUGGGUGCAUUUGCUAUUUAUGAGAAUGUAGAACCAAAGAAAGGGUUUCACAAAAAUGGGUAUCCCAACACAUAAAGCUGUUAAGCUCAUCAGAUCUUCAAAGUAUCUGAGCAGAUAUUUGUAAAAGGAACCUCUGAAUGGAAUAUAUUAUAAAUAUAUUAUGACACCACUCACACUAUUUUUUUAAAAGAUUUUCUAGUUUUAUGGAUGUAAAGCUCUAUUUUUUAUUUUUCUUAAUUUAAGUCUGUAUAGAGAUACAAUUCUGAACCCAGUUAGUGGCCCAAAACAUCUGGAAUGCACACACAAAAAAAGUGAAAUAUGUUAUUACAUAUUUUCUUUAUUUGUACAUUUUAUACAGUUAGUUUUAUUUCUUCUCGUGUAAUAUAUGAUUAAUAAUAGGCUCUUGUCAGAUUAUUAGAUAAUUUUGUUAACUUUAGUUGAGCCUUUGCAGUUGCCUAGUACAAUAAUUUUGCAGAUAAGGUCUGUAUGCCUUUUUAAAUGUGUAGGGAUUUAAUGUAAAUAUCUGACACUGUAUUUUAUCAUUUUUAUGGCUGUAGCCAAUUAAAUAUAAAUUCAGGCACUAUAUAAUGCUACCUUUUUCUAGGAGUCUUACUUUUUUAUUAAUAUUAUUUUACAGCUAAUCGAUUACUUUUUGAUUACUUUUCCUCUUAAGCCAAAUGGAAUUGUGCAAUCCGUUUAUAAAGGACAUUUUUAUUGUAUUCAUUUUAUUUAUAUGCACUGUGUGAGUAAUGCACUGGAUGCAUUUAUGUUUCUAUAAUUACUUUUUUUUAAUCUGUAGAAAUCUUUGGCAUCAGGAUCGACUCAGUUUUGGUCAGUGCUUCUUGACAUUGUUUUUGCUAUUCAUUCCAUGUUUGAUAGAAAUCAUUUUACUUUGACUUGGAGGAUCAGAAACAUGAGUCACAUUCAACAAAAUCUCAGGAAAUAUUUUGACAAGACCUGAAGCUUUAACUGGUGUGCUUGGUGUGGAGAAAAAUCUAAUUUGUACCAGUGGGUUUUACUUUGAAAGACUGAAUGAGGGCUUCUUAAAUGUGGUGUUUGUGUCAUUUUUGUUGAAAAAGUUGCCUGUUGACAUUUCACCAGAAGUGCAAUUUUUUUCAGCUUCUAGAGGGCUGAAAUGUCCAUGAGGCAGGUACGCUAGAAGAUUAUGGAAAAGGUUGUACUGUGGAUAUUUUAAAUCCAUGUUUGUUUUUGUAUGUAUCACACUGUCCUAAAAACAUUUUUACUUUUUUUUUUUAAGUGAGAUUUUCCUUUCUAAUUUAUUAAAAAUACUCAUUAAGUUACAAACCUUGAAACCAUGUACAAAGCAAACAACUCUGAUUCUUUGUAGGGCCAGUCCUUUUCAGAAUUAUUGGCACCCCUACAUUUUAAGCACAGAAUUUACAGUAUGUUUGAAAAUAAAUGUGAAUGAACCAAUGAACCAGAGUAUUUCAUGAAAUAUGCAAUGUUUUUUAACAAUAAUUGUAAAAAACAAAAAAAGGUUUUGUUUAUUGAAAUAAAAAAUGAAAUGUAAAAUAUAUGACAAUUAUUGGCACACAUUGAUGAAUUUUCAGUAACUCAUCUCAUUACAGUAAUUCAUUACAGCGAGUUUUGUUUUGACAGGUCAGGGGAUGGAUCCAUGAACAAUUCUGACUACGUCUUAGAUUAAAUUUACAUCAAUCGUUAAGAAAGACAGCCAGUGUGAUCCUGUUUGAUAAACCUGUCUACAGUAGGCAGUUAUCAAAAACUGAGUGAUCAAAAGAGGAGACUGAAGGAAGCCACCAAUUCAUCCAUGACAACUCUGAAGAAGUUAUAGGCUUCUAUGGAUGUGAUUGUGUGACUCAGUGCAGUCCAACCUUUUUCUGUUCCAUCAACAGUUACACAUCUUCAUGGUGGAGUAAAAGACAGAAUGAUUAGAAGUACAUAAAACUGAAAACCAGCUGUGCUCCAGCUGUCCAACAGUGCUCAGCUUCUCCAUUCACCUCCACAGAAGCCUGUAACUCUUCCAGUGUCAUCAUGGGUGUCUUGGUGGCUUCCUUACCAGUCUUCUGCAUGAUCAGGUAAAUGAACUCCAAAGACAUAUUGAGAUACUUGGGUAAAGAAAAGUGGUUGUGAAAGGAAUGAUUUACUGUCAGUUCAUCAAAAUGUGCCUGUAACUAUCAACCAACAUUUUUUAAAAUUUCACUACCUGAAAGGAUUUUUUGUUGUGUUGUUAAGUAACUUUGAACACUUUCAUAAAUAUUCUGAUUAUACAAAUUCAGCUUAUUUGUAUUUAUUUCUGAGCACAUUUAAAAAUUGGUGCUUAAAAUUCAGUGGUACCAAUAAUUUCAUCCAGGACUGUUUAGUGGCUGGUAAGUGACAAAACAAAGAGAACUGCUGAGAAUCACUCAAUAAUAAAUGAAAAUCACUUGUGAAAUAAAACCUGAUAUUCUUGUGAAUUAUGAGACACCUUCUAAAGAAAGUAUAUUUUUAAAAAUGAAAAGGACCAAAUGCUUUCCUUAUUUGUAUUUAUUUUGAAAGAUAUUUAGCUGCUUUUUUAGGCACAGUUACAUUUUUGCACAGUACUAUAUUUUCUUUGUUGAAUUAUUCAAAGCACUUCUACUGUAUGUUUUUAAUGAUGAAUUACAACUGCAAAAAUGGAACCAUUUAUGGAUAUGUGUGAACUGCUUUGCAAGAUGCAGGUACAAUGCAAACAUCUUCUUUAAAUGUACUUGUAUAGUUUUUGUCUGUCUAUCAAACAAAAUGUGAAUCUGGUUGUGUCUUGUUUAAAAUGGUCACAUUUAUUGCAUUGUAACUUGUGUACUUUUUGACAUGCUAUAUUUUCACAAUUAUUAAAAGUUC
Messenger RNA from Thalassophryne amazonica, 9961 nucleotides. It is a transcript of the gene ptprjb.1, whose product is annotated as protein tyrosine phosphatase receptor type Jb, tandem duplicate 1. The record is from RefSeq and is a predicted model, not a curated record. Gene Ontology annotation, biological process: protein dephosphorylation. NCBI's taxonomy places the organism in Eukaryota, Metazoa, Chordata, Actinopteri, Batrachoidiformes, Batrachoididae. The transcript is spliced from 36 exons. Bases 362 to 7198 code for a protein of 2278 amino acids. Gene Ontology annotation, molecular function: protein tyrosine phosphatase activity; protein binding.